Molecule: messenger RNA, 2106 nt
Organism: Penicillium verhagenii
Lineage: Eukaryota; Fungi; Ascomycota; Eurotiomycetes; Eurotiales; Aspergillaceae
Product: HET domain-containing protein
Exons: 1
Coding region: 1-2106 (701 amino acids)
Source: RefSeq, a predicted model, not a curated record
AUGUUUUCUCAAAACCUUGUGUGCGACAGGUGUUGGAGUACCUUCUUCAACACCGAGGCCUUUGAGAAAGUUUGCACACUCGAUCGCUCCCAAGGAGACUAUGGAUACCCAAAUGUUGAGGCUGUGGCCACGGUUCUCGAGAUUCGGGAGGCAGUAUGCAACUGGUGUGCCUAUAUGAGAGAAUUCGUUAAUGACUCAUGGGUGACCGAGGACCAAGUCACCAUGUCGAUCUCACCAACGUUCAUUGCCUCCUUCGUACCUGCAGGGAAAAACUUAUUCUACCUCAGCAUUGACUGCAAAUCCCCACAUGGCAAAUGGAAGGGCGGCUAUAGCCUUUUUAUUUAUGCUUGCACUCCAGCUGAAGAUCCCGGCUCGGCCUAUGUUACCGCAAGACCAUUGAGGACGGAUGUUGAUAGUGAGAUGGCAAGGACGCAAAUGCAAUUGUGGUUGGAGGAAUGCAAAAAGCACAAGAUUUGCAGCAUCCCACGAGAGAAGACUUUUCUUCCCUCAAGGCUUAUUGAAGUAAGCCCGCAAGGACAGCAGCAACCGCGAAUUGUUGAGUGUACUACUGACAUGUACGGUGUUUAUGCUACACUGUCUUAUUGUUCGGGUAAAAAGGCCUUUACAACCUUGAGCAAGUCCAACUAUGCUCAGUUCGCUCUGGCUUUGGAAGUGGAGACUCUGCCGCCCACCUUUCGAGAUGCUAUAGAAAUUACUCGCACUUUGUCUAUUCCGUACUUGUGGAUUGACGCCCUCUGCAUCUUUCAAGAUGACGAAGAAGAGAAAGUCCGGCACACUGGGAAGAUGAAAGAGCUUCUUUCCUCCUCCGCAUUGACUAUAAUUGCUGCUUCUUCUGAAGAUGUCUAUCAAGGAUUUAUUCAUCCUCGUGCGCACCAGGAGAUCCUUCACACCAUUCCCUUCCGGAUGGGACCUGACAACUUCGGUUCCAUGUCUAUCAACGAGUUGAACGCCGCGUGUUCUGAAGAGUGGAAUGAACCAAUUGCUAAAAGGGCGUGGCCUUUGCAAGAGCAGAUCUUGAGCAACCGCACUCUAGUCUUUACUACAAAAACUAUGACGUGGAAAUGCCACGAUGGGGCGCAAAACUUCGGAAACUCCUUGUACUUUCCACAUUAUCUUGGCAAUGGAUUCAACGACAACGAUGAAAAGGAAAGCCUCAACCUGCACUCACUUCUUCUAAAUGAGCAUGAAGCUGGCAAUAGCCAAGACAAAGCAUUGAGUUGCUGGCUUCGUAUCGUAACGGAAUACUCACUGCGAGCGACAAGCCUUGAGCGGGAUAGAUUGAAUGCACUGGCCGGUGUCGCCUCUCAUCUAUCAUUCUUUGCAGCACUUGGGCCAGGAUACUUCGCCGGGCUCUGGCAGCAUGAACUUGCGAGGCAACUUACAUGGUACACCUCGGAUUGGCACAAGUCACUUGGUGAAGACGAAAGUCUUAACAUCCGGCGGCCCAUCAAAUACCGUGCACCGUCUUGGUCCUGGGCAAGUCUUGAUGGUGGGGUGGUUCAUUUCGACUGUUAUUACGAUGAUGAAGAUGAGGAAUCUCCCGAUGUUAUCUGUGAAAUCAUGGAUUGUUCAACAAAAGCGACCUUUCCUAAACUGAACCCGCUCGGAGAGAUACUUUCGGCCGAGCUUACACUAAAAGGCCCUAUUAGAAGAGCCUGGUUCAACCCGGCCACAUCCAAUAUCUUUAUCCUUCCUGGGCCUAUCACUUCAAUGGCCGCAGCACUGACCGUGGAUGAUUGUCCGAUCACUUUUGAGGAAGCCUCGCAAAAACACGCAAAAGAUUUUGGAGAUGCAGGUAUCGAUCCGGAGAUUGUUGCAGAAGACCCAGAGGCUACCUACUUGCAUGGUACAUACUUUCGUAACAUGCUUGGUAGAUCUGACGAGACAGUACUCUGCGAGCCCUGUUUAGUGUUAUGCUUGGGCAUUACUAUGAAGGGAGACUCCGAUGAUGGAGUGACAGGGCUGAUUCUUGUGAAUUCCGAGGAUAGCAGUGAUAAUGAUCAACUGAAGAGGAUUGGCAGUUUCGAGAGAGGAAGAAAUCAUGACUUUGAGAAUGAGGCGAAAAGCCAAGUUGUUAUCGUGUAA